CUUAGCAAAUGUUUUGGAUUUAUUUAGUGACCAUCAGACAAAUGCAUCGGAUCUUGCUUGUUUGGUCGAUUCAAGUCAUUGUAGCUGGAAGUCACAGGCUAUGGUUUUCAGCAAUAGGUAUCUCCAAAGGAACAAACUUACCCCAAUUUAUAGAUAUAUCAAUGAUCAAUGAUGUGCAACACACCUACUAUGACAGCAGCAUGGAGAGGCCUGUUGUUCGUGCAGAGUGGGUUAUUAACAUAUUGGGGACCGAGUUCUGGGACAGACAAUCCUGGUUAAUCCUGUCUUGCCAGCCACGAAUCAGAUGGAGUUUGAAGCUGGCAGAAGAGCACUUCAAUCACACUGGAACCCACACAUACCAGAUUGCAGGAGGUUGUGAGAUACAUGAAAACGGGACCAGAGACUCGUAUUUGUUUCACGCAUAUGAUGGAAAAGACUUUGUGGGCUUUGAUGUCAACACCCUCUCCUGGAUUGCUAUUGUCCCUCAGGCUAAUUUUUACAAAAGGAUAAGGGAAGCGGACAAUAAGCGCCGUGUAGUAGAAAAUGAAUUUUAUCGGACUGUAUGUUUUGAUUGGCUGGAGACAUUAAUCCAUCAUGGAAGAAAACAUCUGGAAAGGAAAGUUCGACCAGACAUGGCUGUGAUAUGGAAGAAAAACCUAAACUCUGAAAUACAUUUAAUUUGUCAUGUGACUGGAUUCUAUCCAUAUGAGAUCGAUGUGAAGUGGAUCAGAGAAGGAGGGGGAUCCCUGAACGAGAAGGAUGUAUGGCAUGGGGAAGUGCUACCCAAUGAGGAUGGGACCUAUCAGCAAAGAAAGACUCUCAGACUGACUGCCAAGGAACAAGAUGAAUACAAGUAUGCCUGCCACGUGCAACAUGUCAGCCUGGAGGAAGUGAAAGUUCUGAAGUGGGAGCCACCGUUGAAUUCAGGAUUCACAAAAGGACCUACAAUGAUUAUGGUUAUGGCACUGGGAGCUUUGAUGUCUGCAAUUAUUGUUGCAACCAUAAUAUGUGCAUGGAGAAUUAAACGAGGAAAUUCAACAGAGCAACAAAGAAACAAUGCAGAAAACCAUGAGAUGAUAAUACAUUGACUAUGUCCUUAAUGGCUACAUGAAAAUCAAUACUGCGUUUUAAAGAAUCUGCACAUCAAACAAACAAAACCUUAAAAUCAGACUAAUUUCUCUUCUUGAAACCAAUAGAAAAAGGAUUUGCUCCAGGAGGGUUCUCUUGGCAUGAUGCUAGCAACUUCAAAUGCCUGUACAUUUACCUGCAAUACUUCUCUGGGUCACGCUCUUAUUUACAAAGGGAAAGGUUACACACAAUUUUAUGAUGGAUCAGUGAAGGACGGAUUGUUUCUGGAGCCAAAUGAUGAUCUUGAACUUCUAUAAUUGUCUAACAGAUAUGUCUGGAUUCUGCUAAUUGAUUUUUACUUGGCUUCUGGCACAAGUAUCCCUCCCGAGCUGUUUGGUAAAUGAAUAGAUACAGUGGUGUGAAAAAC
Molecule: messenger RNA, 1495 nt
Organism: Polypterus senegalus (gray bichir)
Lineage: Eukaryota; Metazoa; Chordata; Cladistia; Polypteriformes; Polypteridae
Product: major histocompatibility complex class I-related gene protein-like
Exons: 6
Coding region: 9-1088 (359 amino acids)
Biological process (GO): immune response
Cellular component (GO): external side of plasma membrane
Source: RefSeq, a predicted model, not a curated record